GACCGCGGGUGUUCUGCGUGCGCCGGCCCGUGGCGAGCCAGGUUCUCGUGGCCGCGUGCUAGGAGGAGGCCGGAGCCCGGGUGGGAAGAAUGGAGUUGGCGUCUCGCUCCCAGAUCCCUAAAGAAGUGGCUGACAUCUUUAACGCCCCCAGUGAUGAUGAAGAGUUUGUCGGUUUCCGAGAUGAUGUUCCCAUGGAAACCCUCUCAUCAGAGGAGAGCUGUGAUAGUUUCGACUCACUGGAGUCAGGGAAACAGCAAGAUGUACGUUUCCAUUCCAAAUACUUCACGGAAGAGCUAAGAAGAAUUUUUAUAGAGGACACUGACUCAGAGACCGAAGAAUUUGAAGGAUUUACACAGAAUGACCUGAAUGGAAAUAGUAACUCAGAAGUCAUGCUUGUGGAGUCAGAUUUGAGUGAUGCUGGUGAGGCGUCUUCAGUGAGUGAGGAAGAGGAGGCGGAUGAAGGAGAAAAGGCCACACCUAGAAGAAGCAGGCCUAGGAGGAGCAGUAUUGGUCUUCGAGUAGCCUUUCAGUUCCCCACCAAGAAACUGGCAAAAAAAUCAGAUGACAGUUCUUCGGAGCCACUGUUUUCUAGCACACGCUUACAGGACAGUAAAAAAGCAAUUCUUGGAAGAAAGAGAAGCUGCAGACAGGGGAAGGAAAGGGAAGAUUCAGUCUCGGAGUCUGAGGACGACUCCAGGGAUGAAGGCCAGGAGGGCUCGGAUGCGCUGCUGAAGAGGACCAUGAACAUCAAGGAGAACAAAGCCAUGCUCGCUCAGUUACUGGCGGAACUGAACUCCAUGCCCGAUUUUUUCCCAGUACGAACCCCGAACUCCGCUUCUAAGAAGAGAACAGCAAGGCGGGCUUUCUCAGAGGGACAGAUCACCCGGCGCACGAACCCGACCCGGAGCGCACGGCCUCCCGAGAAGUUUGCCCUGGAGAACUUCACCGUCUCAGCUGCCAAAUUUGCCGAAGAGUUUUACGGUUUCAGGAGAAGGAAGACAAUUAGUGGGGGGAAAUGCCAGGGGUAUAGACGGCGUCACCGAAUAUCUUCUUUUCGGCCAGUGGAGGAUAUCACUGAAGAGGACUUAGAAAAUGUUGCCAUAACUGUUCGAGAUAAAAUCUAUGAUAAAGUUCUGGGCAACACCUGCCACCAGUGCAGGCAGAAGACCAUCGACACCAAGACCGUGUGUCGGAACCAGAGCUGCGGGGGGGUGCGAGGACAGUUUUGUGGGCCAUGCCUGCGGAAUCGCUACGGGGAGGAUGUGAGAUCUGCGCUGCUGGACCCGGAUUGGAUGUGUCCCCCCUGCCGCGGGAUCUGCAACUGCAGUUACUGUCGGAAGCGUGACGGCCGCUGCGCCACGGGAAUCCUCAUUCACCUGGCCAAGUUCUACGGUUACGAUAACGUUAAGGAAUACCUGGAGAGCUUACAGAAGCAGCUGGUAGAAGACAACUGA
Odobenus rosmarus divergens (Pacific walrus) is the source of this 1454-nucleotide messenger RNA. It is a transcript of the gene CDCA7L, whose product is annotated as cell division cycle associated 7-like. The coding region runs from base 90 to 1454 and encodes 454 amino acids. NCBI's taxonomy places the organism in Eukaryota, Metazoa, Chordata, Mammalia, Carnivora, Odobenidae. The record is from RefSeq and is a predicted model, not a curated record. Gene Ontology annotation, biological process: regulation of DNA-templated transcription. Gene Ontology annotation, cellular component: nucleus. The transcript has 10 exons.